UUUUACGUUCUGUACCUGUGGAAUACAAUUGUAACAUCGUUGGAACACAGUUGGUCUAGGAUGUGCCCUGUCGCUCUACACCGUGAGUGGCUAAGAGAGAUGCGGCCCCAUAGCAAGGUGUUCCGGAUGUUGAUGGUAGUGACUGCCCUUUGGAGUUUCGCUAUUGUGUUGUCACUGUACGCGGGCAACCUGACGUCAUUCGGGUCAGAGGUCACGGGAGAUGUGAGGGCUCGGGAGUUCAAUGACAGGGUCAACAUGUCUGGGGCGCACCUGAUGUCCCAACUGGCAGCAGACAGAAACUUAAUGAAGCAAAUGGUCGUCCAGAUGUCCCAAAACAAGGCCAUGCGACACGACAUCGCUGUCCUCCUAAACCUCACGUCUCACCUAGCCGAGCCUGACCUGAUGGUGCGACAAGAGACUCUCCGGACGGCCGACACGCUGAAGGCAGCCUGGCCACCUAAGGCCGUGCCGUCAGACUACGGGUACGGCGGUGCUCCACUCAAGAUUGACCCGUCUGGCCUUGACCCGAGAGAAAAGGUCAUCUUUGAUCAGGGGUACAAGAAUUAUAAAGUAAACCAACUGGCCAGCGAUCGAAUCCCACUCAGAAGAGAGAUUCGUGUUGACCUGCCAGAGUGUAGCGGCAUUAUCUACGAGAGCCAAAGUUUACCCAAAGCCGGGGUGGUCAUCAUCUUCUACAAUGAGCUGUGGUCAGUCUUGAUGAGAACCGUCUUCAGUAUCCUGGACGCUGGCCCUGACCACCUCAUCACAGAGGUCGUCCUGGUGGAUGACGCUUCAGACAAAGAGUUUUUGGGACCUCCCCUAGAGAAUUACCUGAAGAUAUUUGGCGGCAAAGUGAAGCUGGUCCGACUACCCAGGAGGCAGGGUCUGAUCGAGGCACGCAUGAUUGGUUUUGAUCACGUGACCGCGCCCAUCGCUGUUUUCCUGGACGCUCAUUGUGAGGUCACCACAGGCUGGCUGGAGCCGCUCCUGCAGCGUAUCAAGGAGGACGACACGGUCCUGGCCAUCCCGACCACAGACCGCAUCAACUGGGACACGUUCCAGUACGAGUUCAAGGCCAACUUUGAGCAGGAGAGAGGCGGGUUUGAUUUUGAUAUGAACUACAACUGGAUUAUGCCCCCUCCCCCUCCAGAUGGCGUUGAGAGAAAAAGUUACGCUGACCCAGUCAAGACCCCGACACAUCUGGGCUGUUGUUUUGCUGUUUCUAAGCAGACGUUUGAAAAACUUGGCCGAUAUGACCCUGGCCUUGACAUUUGGGGAUGUGAAAAUCUCGAGCUGUCUUUUAAGACCUGGAUGUGUGGGGGUCGUGUGGAGAUGAUCCCCUGCUCACACGUGGGUCACAUGUACCGCCCCGCCUUCCCCUACAGCUGGGGUGAAAACUCGACCUUCACCCUCCAGAGGAACUGUCUGCGGGUGGCCGAGGUUUGGUUGGAUGAAUAUAAAAAAGUUUACUAUGAACGCAUCUCGGAUUUACAGUUCUUAUAUUCUCUGUUGACCAAAAUGACCCAUGGUCUAGUUCUUAUAUUCUCUGUUGACAAAAUAGCCCAUGGUCUAGUUCUUAUAUUCUCUGUUGACCAAAUGGCCCAUGGUCUAGUUCUUAUAUUCUCUGUUGACCAAAUUACCCAUGGUCUAGUUCUUAUAUUCUCUGUUGACCAAAUGGCCCAUGGUCUAGUUCUUAUAUUCUCUGUUGACCAAAUGACCCAUGGUCUAGUUCUUAUAUUCUCUGUUGACCAAAUGACCCAUGGUCUAGUUCUUAUAUUCUCUGUUGACCAAAUGGCCCAUGGUCUAGUUCUUAUAUUCUCUGUUGACCAAAUGGCCCAUGGUCUAGUUCUUAUCUUCUCUGUUGACAAAAUAGCUCAUGGUCUAGUUCUUAUAUUUUCUGUCGACCAAAUGUCCCACGGUCUAGUUCUUAGCUUCUCUGUUACCAAAAGUCCAUGGUCUAGUUCUUAUCAAACGCUGGACAUUGGAGACAUCAGUGAGAGGAAAGCCUUGAGAGAGCGCCUGCAGUGCCGGUCGUUUGACUGGUACGUCAAGGAGAUCUACCCAGAGCUGUACAUCCCCCUGGAGACAGCUGCCACGGGCAGGAUCUCCAAUGUGGCCGACCCAGUAUUGUGUAUAACCAGAGACAUUCGCCAGUCAGUGACUGAUGCCUCGGUUAGGGCGUGUCACCCCCUCGAACAACACCAGCUAGUCUAG
Physella acuta is the source of this 2214-nucleotide messenger RNA. RefSeq names its product polypeptide N-acetylgalactosaminyltransferase 5. Gene Ontology annotation, cellular component: Golgi apparatus. Lineage: Eukaryota; Metazoa; Mollusca; Gastropoda; Physidae. The record is from RefSeq and is a predicted model, not a curated record. Gene Ontology annotation, molecular function: polypeptide N-acetylgalactosaminyltransferase activity. Gene Ontology annotation, biological process: protein O-linked glycosylation.